ACAUCCGACGGUCAUUCCCCACAUAUUUGUGAAAAAGUGCGUUUUAUGUACUAACUCUGAGACUUCCACGCGUGUUUUUGAGAUUAUAUUAUUCCUACUCAAGUAGAGACCGCUGAUGGAAAAGCUCUAGCUAAGUUAAUGAGGUAAUCUGUUUCAUUAUAGAAGAAAAAGUUGACAACUGACUCUCCUUGGAAUUGUGAUUGCCCCGUGACAUCGAACAACACAAAUCCCAAGACACUCGAUUCAUCAGUUAAUUACAACUUUGAAAAUUAGAUGCAAUACACUGACCCACCAUACACAAGGAAGCCUUGGGUCACUUUGAUUUAGCUUGGACAUCUAAGGAAUCUUGGGCAUCUAAAGAAUCUUGGGCAUCUUAGAGGGUGGGCAUUUCUUGAGCAUCACGUGUAAUGAGAGCCUUCCCCAUGCCUCUCCAUUGAAAACGAUCUCUCACAACUCAAAACAUAUAUUAUUCCAUUAUGAAGCUGAGGAGUGAGUACGGUUUUCUAUGCAUCCUAAUGAAUGCUCUUUCCCAAGCUUCUUGUAAUCCUCGUGCACGAAAAAGAGCACCUCCUGAUAAAUAUAGCCUGACGGACAACGAGACCAUUUUCAGCCAAAAUUUCAAAAAUUGGAAUGCUUCGUUGAAAAACGCAAAAAUCAUUCCAGAUGUGCUAUUAAGUGAAGUUCCGCAACCGUUGACGGUUGUAUACAUGCAGAAUAACGUAAAGUUUGGAAAUUUACUGAAAUAUAACCGCAUAGAUGAAGAACCUGUGGAUCUUGACUGGCUGUACAAAGAGGGUGAAUUUUAUACCGUUGUUAUGUCCGAUCCAGAUUUUCCUGAUCCAAAAAAACCGCUGCAGAGAGAAUAUUUGCACUGGAUGAUAAUAAACGUCAAAGCCGCAUUUAUCACCGAUGGGAAGAACGUAGCUCAGUAUAUACCACCAUCAAGGAGACGUUUUUCAACUUCCAAUUCAACGUGCAAAGGUUUGCAUCGACUUGUAUUCGUUGUUUAUCAGCAAUCUAAAGGAAAGUUAAAAGUUUCACCUGAUCUUUACACGCCUCCAGAUCAUCAAGAACACGUUGAUGCAAGACCACACAACCGUGAAAAAUUUUCAUCAAUGGAUUUUGCUAAGGAGCAUAAUCUUGUUCCCAUCGCUGCAAACUAUUUUAUGAUGAAUAUGGAUAUUGUGGAAAAAAAAGAUAAGAAGCCCCUUCAUGUUGAAUAAUGAAAACACAAACUGAAAAAGAAGGACGGAAAAACAAGAGAAAGUAUUCAUUUUUAAUAAGAAACAAUUUAAUUUAUUUGAUUAUACUGUUUCAUUUUGACAAAAUGACCGAUAAAAUUAAAAGUAGAAAUAUUUGCUACCAGCGUGCGGA
This is a messenger RNA of Bemisia tabaci, 1374 nucleotides long. The record is from RefSeq and is a predicted model, not a curated record. Lineage: Eukaryota; Metazoa; Arthropoda; Insecta; Hemiptera; Aleyrodidae.